GAGCGCGAGGUGUUGCUAAGGAGGAGUCGAGCUCUUCUCGCCACUGUCGAGCACACCCACUCUGGAGAAGCACUUUAUCCGCGUGAGGAGCGCUAUUCCUUUGCACUCUGUGUCAACUUGCCGUUCCCAAAUCCAUUGAGGGUCCCAAAACGCAUACAAUGGCACGGGAAUAGUCUAGGCUACGCGGAGAUGACUUCAAGGGUGUGCGUUGGGAAAGUUACUGUCCACGGCAUUUAGGUAGAAAUUCUCAAAUUGAAGAAGACGACUGCCCCUGCGUUCGCGGCAGGUGUUUACGCACGAGGCCUCUGAAGGGAAAAUGUCCAGUGGGAAAUAUGCACCUGCGGUGGAGAACUCCUCAUCAUCAAUGAGCCUGCAAGGAUGUCUGGAGGAGUGUAUGGAGGCUCUGGACCUGUUCCUCAACAACCACUUCACGGAGAGCCUGGACAAGCUGAGACCACGUGCUAAGGACAGCAUGUACCAUGCUCUCAUCUACGCCACCGUGCUGGAGAUGCAGGCCAUGAUGACGUUUCAGCAUGAAGACAUCGUCAACGCCGGGAACACCAUGAAGUGUGCGCAGGAGGUCUGCCAAAGGUUCCGCCGCAAGUCCGGUUCUCUGGCAAGCAAGGUGUCUGGGGGCAGUGGAUAUGAGGAGGCGCUCCAUGCGGAAGUGUGCUAUGCGGAAUGCCUACUACAGCGAGCCGCCCUCACAUUCUUACAGGACGAGAACAUGAUGAACUUUAUCAAAGGAGGAAUCAAAGUGCGCAACAGCUACCUCAUAUACAAAGAGCUCCACUCUUUACUCCAAUCACAAGGUCCCGUGACUGGAGCCAACCACUCCCAGCUGGAGGGCGGAAUCUUCUUUGGCAUCGGGGCCUUCAAUUUGACCCUGUCCCUAUUUCCUGCACGGCUUCUCAAAAUUCUAGAGUUUGCCGGCUUCUCCGGUGACAAGGAGUAUGGCUUAUCACAGCUCCAGCAGGGGGCGAUGUCACACAACCUGCGCUCCAUGCUCUGUGCUCUACUGCUGCUGUGCUACUACACCUUCCUCUCCUUCAUACUGGGGACGGGGGAGGCGGAUGUGGCCGAGGCAGAGGGCCUGCUGAAGCCGUUUCGCCUGCGCUAUCCACGGGGUGCAAUUUUCCUCUUCUUUGCGGGCAGAGCGGAGGAGAUCAAGGGGAACAUUGAUGAGGCGGUGGCACUGUUUGAGGAUGGCUGCAAGGCGCAGCAGGCCUGGAAGCAGUUCCACCACAUGUGCUACUGGGAGCUGAUGUGGUGCUUCACCUACAAGCGGCUGUGGAAAAUGGCCUACUUCUACGCAGACCUCCUGAGUCAGGAGAGCCGAUGGUCCAAGGCCAUGUAUGUGUACAUGAAGGCAGCCUGUCUCAGCAUGCUCCCCCAGGGCGACGCAAGGCCAUUUGGGGAGGACGAGGCGGACCUCUUCAGACAGGUGCCUUCCUUCAAGCAGAAAAUAGCAGGCAAGUCUCCACCCACUGAGAAGUUUGCCAUACGCAAGGCCCGACGCUACAAAGCCAGCUGUCCUGUGCGGUUGCCAGUGCCAGUUCUGGAGAUGAUGUACAUGUGGAAUGGCUUUGCCAUGAUCAGCAAGCGGCCAGAGCUCACGGACGGCAUGAUGGAGACUCUCCUCCAGGCAGAGCACACUCUACAGGCUGCUCCUGUAAAUGAAUAUACAGUAGACGAUACAUGUGUCAUCCAGCUGCUGAAGGGCUUGUGCUUUAAGAAUCAGGGAAAGAUCCAAGCGGCAGAGGAAUGCUUCCAUACUGUAUCAAGCAGUGAGAAGAAGCUGAAGUUUGAUCACUACCUGGUUCCCAAUGCCUUGCUGGAGCUGAGCCUUCUCUACAUUGACCUGGGCCGGCGGGAAGAGGCCAUUAAGAUACUGCAAAAGGCCAAGCACAACUACAAAGAGUACUCCAUGGAAUCCCGGACACAGUUUCGUAUCCAUGCAGCCCUGUCUAAACUGAAAGCUGACACAAGUGACCAGGGAGAGACCACUGCACUGUAAUACCUACCCUUCGGUCAGAUACCAAAGAAACUGAUCUUAUUUCCACUACCCAUUCACCCAAUAUCUCGUCCUUAUGUUACAUUAGUGAGGUGGUGUGGCCAUGAAUCUUAUUUUAAUCCCUUACACAAAUGUGCCAAAUUGAUCACUGUUGCAUCACAAACAGGAAAAAGCAAUGAUAUUAUUACAAUAAGAAGGUAUCCAAAAGGCAGUGGCCUGAGGUUUUAAAUUGUAAGAUGGAAUGUUUUAUGAAAAACCUUGAUGUCACCAUCAGUUAGUGUUCUCCUGUCUUCUGCUGCAUUACAUUUAGUGUGGUUCACAAGUCAAUGGUAGUUCACUGUGUGGCCAAAAAUAAAGUCUUUUUUGUUGCACACCAAUAUAUUGUUGUUGGACCGCCUUAAGCUGUCAUCAUGGUACACAUUUGGUGCGCCGUUGUUUCAAUUAACACCUGCAAUGUCUGAAUUUCUUUCAUUCCAGUGUUUGAGUCAGUUUUCACAAGAUCUUGUAUAGAAUAGAUGAUGGUAGAGUCUGAACACUGUGUAAAGCCUUCUCCAGCAUAUCCCAAAGACUCUCAAUGAGGUUGAGGUCUGCUCUCUGUGGUGGCCAAUCCUUGUGUGAAAAUGUCUCAUGCUCCAGAAUGAUACUGUCAAAAUUAAGUUUGAUGAAUCUGGGCAUUGCCAUCAUGGAAUAUGCCCGAAAACCAGAACUUGAUGAAAACUUAACCCAUUGACGCCUAAAGCACCUGCAAAAAAGGGUGCUGAAUGCCUGAGCCCUUUUAAGAAAAGCUGCCCUCAGCCUAUAAAAACCUAAAUAUCUCAGCUUCUGAAGCACAUAAAAAUAUUCACUAAGCUGUAUUUAAACGCAAAGACCCUCAUCUUUCAUUAGAAUGUGUUCAUUCAUCUCAAACAAACAGAGAUUAAUAAAGUUGUGUCAAAUCUCAUGAGCCUGAAUGCUCCAGGCAUCAGGGCCAAUGUUGCGCAACGCAACAUCGGGCAUCAAUGGGUUAAUGCAUCAGUAGAUGAAGAUACAUUUGGAUAUUAAAGAAGUUUAUUGGAACAAUACAACACCAAAUGAACGCAGUACUCAAAGCUAAGGAAUGUCCAACAAUAUUAGUGUCUGUGACCUUUUUUCUGGUGAUUUUUUGUUGUUGGCCAGGCUGUGUAUUUCUCAAGUAUUUUAUCACUGUACCAAUCCAUGAUUGUGAUGUUGGCCUUUGCCCUUUACCCUAAAAGACAAAAAGUUCUUUCUAAUAUGCAGACUCCCAUUCUCCCUUGCCUGCUUGUGGCCUCCUGAUGACAAAAGCUUAAUUCAAUAUCUUGCAAAAGCACAAUUAUGUAAUUUUCUCAUUUGCAAUGGGGAUGGUGAAUGAAGAACAGUCUCCCAAAAGUUGUUGUAGCUAGGCUGACAGCGGAAACGUUGUCCGCAUAUUGGAAUAGACCUAACAAUUGCACAAAUGUCAGCCAUUGUGAAUGUCUUUUUUUUUUCCCUUUUUUGCACUGGCUCAGAGAUGUACCACUUGCCCUUUGAUGUGCAUGUAAAAUACUGUACUCUUUCUUAACAGAAAACUUAAAGGCAAUGUUUUUGGAUUUAAAUUAUAUUCUAAAUCUUUAUGUAAUAAAAGAAUACAUUUAAA
This is a messenger RNA of Engraulis encrasicolus (European anchovy), 3647 nucleotides long. Its product is annotated as tetratricopeptide repeat protein 39A. Lineage: Eukaryota; Metazoa; Chordata; Actinopteri; Clupeiformes; Engraulidae. The record is from RefSeq and is a predicted model, not a curated record. The transcript is spliced from 18 exons. Gene Ontology annotation, molecular function: protein binding. The coding region runs from base 317 to 2017 and encodes 566 amino acids.